This is a messenger RNA of Haliotis rufescens (red abalone), 1074 nucleotides long. Its product is annotated as gastrula zinc finger protein XlCGF8.2DB-like. Gene Ontology annotation, biological process: regulation of DNA-templated transcription. The coding region runs from base 64 to 1074 and encodes 336 amino acids. Gene Ontology annotation, molecular function: DNA-binding transcription factor activity, RNA polymerase II-specific; RNA polymerase II cis-regulatory region sequence-specific DNA binding. The transcript has 2 exons. NCBI's taxonomy places the organism in Eukaryota, Metazoa, Mollusca, Gastropoda, Lepetellida, Haliotidae. The record is from RefSeq and is a predicted model, not a curated record.
ACAGCCGGGAGGUCGUGCACAGGCAACAACCGAAUUGAACACCAUAACAUCCACACGUUAACAAUGGAAGUACAAAGCCAACCACAGAAUCCUGGCUCUGUUUCUGAAACAUGUGUAGUCAGUGAUUGUGAGAGAGAAUUGCUGGAAAUUACUGACACUCAGGAAAUAGGUGAUCUCAAGGAACACAAAGAUUGUGGUGGUCCAGAAGAUCAGUCAACGUGUAGUGCAUGCGGGAAAACAUUUAUUAAAUCAGAAGACAUGAAAAGGCACAUGGCGAUUCACUGUGGAAUCAAGCCUCACCAGUGCACUGUUUGUAAGAAAACAUUAUCAGGUCAUCUGCAGAAACAUAUGCUGAUUCACACUGGAGUCAAACCUUAUCAGUGUGUAGAAUGUGGGAAAGGGUUCACACAGUCAGGUAGCCUGCAGAAACACAUGAUGAUUCAUAGUGGAAUCAAGUCUCAUCAGUGCUUCGUGUGUGAGAAAACAUUUACAUUAUCAUGUCAUCUGCAGAAACAUAUGCUGAUUCACACUGGAAUCAAACCUUAUCAGUGUGUAGAAUGUGGGAAAGGGUUCACACAGUCAGGCAGCCUGCAGAAACACAUGAACGUACACAGUAGAAGCAACCCUUAUCAAUGUGUUGAAUGUGGUAAAAGGUUUAGAGGUUCAGGACAUCUGCAGGCACACAUGAGGAUUCACAGUGGAAUUAAGCCUUAUCCGUGCAUUGUGUGUGAGAAAACAUUUACACAAUCGGGUCAGCUGCAGUCACACAUGAGGAUUCACACUGGAAUCAAACCUUAUCAGUGUGUUGAAUGUGGGAAGGAAUUUACACGAUCAAAUUACCUGCAGAUAUAUUUGAGGAUUCACAGUGGAGUCAAGCCUAAUCAGUGUAAUAUAUGUGAGAAAACAUUGACACGAUUAAGUACUCUGAAGAAUCACAUCAGGAUUCACACUGGAAUCAAACCUUAUCACAAAAUUACCACAAACAGCUAUUAUCAGUGUGUUAAAUGUGGGAAAAACAUGAACAAAAUCAGGUCUUACAUCAUGAUCCAUAACACAUCACCAACUUGUGUAUAG